AGAGGUCACUCAGCCCAGGAGGAGGAGACAGCAUCUCUGACAGAUUUGAGGCAAUUCAUCUGGACCAACAGGAAGCCAGUGGCACAUGUCAAUCAAGUCUGGCCGAACCUGUACAUCGGAGAUGAGUCUGUGGCGAGAGAUAAGCCCACACUAUCAUCUCUGGGUGUGACUCACAUUGUGAACGCUGCAGCAGGACGACAUCGGAUUAACACAGGUCUGAACUUCUACAAAGACCUUGAAGUGGUCUAUCUCGGGGUUGAAGCUGCAGACCAUCCAGAGUUUGACCUUCGACCUUUCUUCCAUUCCUCUGCACAGUUCAUAGACAGCGCUUUGAAGCAGAACGGGAAGGUGUUUGUGCACUGUGCCAUGGGUGUGAGCCGCUCCGGAGCGCUGGUUCUUGCAUAUCUGAUGAUCUGCCACGGCCUGUCGUUGGUGGACGCCAUCAUCGCUCUGCGUCUGAACAGAGACAUUGGACCCAACUCUGGCUUUCUGGAGCAGCUGAGGCAGCUAGAGCUGAGCCUCAGAGCACAGAGCCGAAACAUUACAAAGGACGACCACACUGAUGACACACCAUUAUAAAGAACACUCCCCCUGUUACUCACCUCUUUUAUUUGAAUGCACACUUUCUUUAAGAGCAAUUCAGACUAAGCUUCUAAUCUUGCAGAUGUCUCUCCUGUGACGACAAUAAGUGAAAUUUAGCAACUGAAUGCUUCAACUUUUAUGUCUCCAGAAAUAACUCUGCACUGAAAAAUGUGACCUGAUCUCCACACCUGUCCAUGCAUGAGUGGCAUUCUUAGAAAGGCAUUAAUGCAACAUGAUU
Molecule: messenger RNA, 820 nt
Organism: Notolabrus celidotus (New Zealand spotty)
Lineage: Eukaryota; Metazoa; Chordata; Actinopteri; Labriformes; Labridae
Product: dual specificity phosphatase DUPD1-like
Exons: 3
Biological process (GO): negative regulation of MAPK cascade; protein dephosphorylation
Cellular component (GO): cytoplasm
Molecular function (GO): MAP kinase phosphatase activity; protein tyrosine/serine/threonine phosphatase activity
Source: RefSeq, a predicted model, not a curated record